AUGUUUAGUCUUUUACGUUCCAAAUCGUUGGGCAAUGUUGCCAAAACUAUAAACCGCAUACUGCCUCAGCUCCGUACGUACACCUCGCCAAUGGUAAAUCAGACGCUCCAGUUGCAACAAACAGAGAUAUGUGCAGACCCGCCUACGCGUGGCCUAAUUUUGGGUGUCUACGCCGAUGAGGAGAACAAAUACGACACUGGUAUCUUGACACCGUCUGCCUGGCGCUACAAUGUGCAAAAAACUGGCGGUCGCAUGUUGGAUGUGCUGCGCAAAUCGGGCCCUAUGCCGAAGCGCGGCGAAACGCGUAUUUUAUUUGCAAUCGAACCGGAGAAGAUACCCUACUACUCAGCUGUCGCCAUUGUGGGUUUAGGUAAGGAAUGUUUAGGCUAUAAUUCAUACGAAGUAGUUGACGAACAAAAGGAAGCGAUACGAAGAUCGGUGGCAAAUGCUUGUAUGGAGCUGGCUUAUCUCGACACUUACAGCAUUGAAAUUGAAAAUUGUGGUCACGCUGAAUCGGCUGCCGAGGGUGCUGCACUGGGCAUAUGGGCGUAUCAGGAGUUAAAGGAUCCUAAGAAACGCAUUAGCAUACCCACCAUAGAUUUGUACACGCACAAGGAUGAGAUUUGUGAUAUUGAAGGUUGGCGAAUUGGUUUGCAAAAGGCGGCGGCACAAAAUCUUACCAGGCAACUACAAGAAAUGCCUUCCAAUAUGCUGACGCCCACCGCUUUUGCACAAACUGUAGUCGAAGUGCUUUGCAAGUCGGGUGUAAAUGUCGAGGUGAAAGUGGAAGGUUGGGCGGUGUCACAGUCAAUGCACGCUUUCUUGUCGGUGGGUAAGGCCUCUUGUGAGCCACCAAUUUUUCUAGAGCUGAGCUACUACGGUACAUCGGCCGAGGAGCGUCCAAUAGUUUUGGUGGGACAAGGCAUCACCUAUGACAGCGGUGGUCUUUGCUUAAAGGAGUUACAGGAAUUAGUGCAUAUGCGUGGCGACAUGACGGGUGCGGCUGUGGUAGUGGCUGCAUGUAGAGCGAUUGCGGGUCUACGUUUACCGGUGAAUAUACGAGGUUUGAUACCACUAUGUGAAAAUGUAAUUGGUUGCAACUCCUUCCGUCCCGGCGAUUGCACUAAAACUAUGAAUGGAAAAUAUAUCGAAAUUCAGGGUACAAAUCAUGAGGACGUCCUAGUGUUAGCCGAUGCGCUCUUGUACGCGCAAAAUUUUUGCCCCAAGUUUAUUGUGGAUAUUGGCACUACUUCGGGUAUGAUGCGUAACGCUUUGGAUGAAGCUGCUUGCGGCGUCUUCACUAACUCGGAAAUUCUCUGGCAACAAAUCAAACAUGCCAGCAUGCAUACUGGUGACCGAGUGUGGCGUUUUCCCUUGUGGGAGUACUAUUCGAAGUGUGUAAGAGCGGGCGGAGCGACCGAUGUGCAAAAUUAUGGUAUUGCUCGUGGUGGACGUCCAUGCAAAGCAGCUGCUUUCUUGAGAGAAUUUGUACCGUGUGGACAAUGGAUACAUAUCGAUGCCACUAACGUCAUGGUAACCAAUGGUAAAGCUUUUGAGUACAUACGCAAAGGUAUGGCGGGCAGGCCCACACGCACAUUGAUUGAAUUUAUUGCCCAGACAAUUUGUAAGGAUACGGAACCAAAAUUGAAGCAAAAGAAGUAGGCGAUCGUGAGACUACGAAAGCGCGGCAAGCUUCUGGAGCUAUAUCGUUUCGUUAAACAAUGCUACUUCUGUCAGAGACUUCUAAUACCAUUAUCAUAUAAUUUAUAUUCAAAGAACGCAAUUUUGUUAU
Molecule: messenger RNA, 1792 nt
Organism: Bactrocera tryoni
Lineage: Eukaryota; Metazoa; Arthropoda; Insecta; Diptera; Tephritidae
Product: cytosol aminopeptidase-like
Exons: 3
Coding region: 1-1662 (553 amino acids)
Biological process (GO): proteolysis
Cellular component (GO): cytoplasm
Molecular function (GO): manganese ion binding; metalloaminopeptidase activity
Source: RefSeq, a predicted model, not a curated record